AAAAUUUCGAUCAACAUGGCCAGCUUCUUGCUGUCUCUCGCCAUCAGUAUUUUCUGGGUAGACUGGGUCUUAGGACAACAGUCGCCCAAUAUACUGCUGAUCUUGACAGAUGAUCAGGAUGUCGAGCUGCACGGAAUGUACCCGAUGUAUGAAACCAGCAAGCUCUUGGGACAAGCCGGAGCACAGUUCCACAAUGCAUUCACGCCCACGCCCAUUUGCUGUCCCGCCAGGGCAAGUCUUCUCACUGGGCAAUAUGCGCACAAUCACAGAACCUUUAACAACUCUGUCAGUGGAGGCUGCAACGGCCCGGAAUGGCUGCAUCGGUCUGAGCCCCGGGCUUUGCCCGUUAUUCUUCAGAACCACGGCUAUCGUACGUUCUUCGCUGGAAAAUAUCUAAACCAGUUUAGGGGGGCGAAGGUGCCGCGCGGUUGGAACGAGUUUUAUGGACUGCAUGGAAACUCCCGCUAUUACAAUUACACGCUGCGCGAGAAUUCCCAGAAUGUCAGCUAUACGUCCACUUAUCUAACUGACCUGCUGCGCGAUCGUGCGGUUCACUUCCUACGCAGUGCCACCCAAGGCGACGUGCAUAGGCCAUUUUUUGCAAUGGUUGCUCCGCCAGCACCUCAUGCCCCAUACACACCGGCACCGCGCCAUCGGGGAGUCUUUUCCAAUACGAAAGCUCUGCGCACCCCUAGUUUCAACAAUCCUACAGAGGAUAAACAUUGGUUGGUUGGAUCGUCCGCACAUCUGUCGAAUGAAACAAUCGCCACAAUAGACAGAUACUUUCAGGGGCGCUGGGAAUCACUUCUGGCUGUCGACGAGUUGGUGGCCGCCUUGGUGGCAGUGCUAAAUGAGACGAAAUCCCUCGAAAAUACCUAUAUCAUAUACACCUCGGACAAUGGGUAUCAUAUGGGGCAGUUCGCCCAGCCGUUUGACAAGCGACAGCCGUAUGAAACCGACAUUCACGUACCCCUGCUAAUACGGGGUCCAGGAAUAGCUGCAGAAAGCCACCUACACGUAGCCGUCAGCUUGAUAGAUCUGGCGCCGACAGUUCUGGAUUGGGCCGGCAUAACCGUUCCCCACUACAUGGAUGGGCGAUCAAUUUACGGGGAUCUGUUACAGGCGGGUCGGACAGACGGGGAUAUUUCGCUACAUCCCCCAUACCGCCACUCGUUGCUAAUAGAGUAUUGGGGCGAGGGUAACGAUGACACCUACAAUCCGUCAUGUCCGUGGCGACGCAGUGAUCGAUUGGCGGAAUGUACACCUGAAGCCGCUUGUCAUUGCCAAGAUUCGUGGAACAACACAUUCGCUUGCUUGCGGGACUUUAAAUAUAAUGACGAUCGCAUAUACUGUCAGUUUAGUGAUAACGAGAACUUUUCCGAGGCAUAUGACCUGCGACAGGAUCCUUAUCAAAUGGUGAACAUUGUCUACGACCUGCUGCCGAUUGUGAGAGCUCUGUAUAGGUUGCGGCUUCAGAACCUAACCAAGUGUUCUGGCCAGUCGUGCAUAGUAUAAGUAUGCAUCCAAUAAUCAAAUCUGAUCGGGAAAUUCCCAACGCAACUUGUUAUUCUUUGCAUCCAAUACAAAUAUUGUAUUGCGCUGCUGUAAUCUUGCUGAUCUGUUUGCUUGUCAAUGUCAAGGUGCAUCUUACUUUAAAAUUACUCAUAACUCGUUAUAUUCUAUACAUAAGACUACAAGUUUUGUUAAAUAUUUUUAUUAUCAUAAAUUUGUAUGAUUUAGGUAUUAAAACUGAAAAUGUAAAGGC
Molecule: messenger RNA, 1765 nt
Organism: Drosophila persimilis
Lineage: Eukaryota; Metazoa; Arthropoda; Insecta; Diptera; Drosophilidae
Product: N-acetylglucosamine-6-sulfatase
Exons: 4
Coding region: 16-1515 (499 amino acids)
Biological process (GO): glycosaminoglycan metabolic process
Molecular function (GO): glycosaminoglycan binding; N-acetylglucosamine-6-sulfatase activity
Source: RefSeq, a predicted model, not a curated record